AAGAUAAAUAAAAUAAAUAAAUAAAUCUAAUCAAAUAUCUCUCUCUCUCUAUCUUCUUCUUCUUGUUGCGUAUAGAGAAGAAGAUAGCUGUUUUGUGUGAAAAGUCAGCGUUUCUCUCUCUCUCUCUCUCUCUCUCUCUCUCUCUCUCUCUCUCUCUCUCUCUCUCUCUCUCUCUCUCUCUCUCUCUCUCUCUCCUUCUCUUCAUUUUCUAAACAUCAUUCCUUUUCCUUCUAAUCUCAAAAAUCUCUUUUGUUCUUUUGACAAGAAACAAUAUUAGCACAAAAAACAUCAUCUUCAGAACCCGAAAAAAAAAAAAAAAAAAAUCCUCAUCCCAUAAUCUCUUUUAAUUUUCUCCUCAUAAUUAACCCCAAAACCCAAUAUUUUCUCCCAAAACAAAAUAUAUAUCAUCAUCCAUCCAAAGUCUUCUUCUCAAAAUCUCCACAAACCCAAGAAAAUCUGCAUGCCCUUUUUCACGUCAACAACCAAAACUCUCUUUAUUAUAGCAGCUAGCUAGGGUUAAUAUUAUUUCUUCCCUACAUUUAUAUUCUUUCAGUCUGUAUUUUGAUUACACGAGAAUGAAAAUUCUACUCCUAUACAUGUUCUUAUCCUUGCUAUUACCCAUGUCUAGCACUACUGCUAAUUUUGGUAUUAGGUGUGAAAAUCCUUAAGAAAAUCAUGUGCAGCUUCUUGUUCGAUCAGCCAAGCAAUAAUAUUAAUAAUAAGAAUAUUAUUAUGGACGAGAGUACAAGUACUAGCAGUACUAAUAAUAUCAAUAACAUCAUCAACAAUUUUCAAGGCGAUUUAACAGAUAUAGUUCGAGCCAGACCACCUGUUGGGGGAGCUGCUUCUUCUUCACCAUCUUCUUCAAAUUCUCACCUUAAUAAUAAUCCUCAUAUCGAUGUCGUUUCUGGUUACGAAGAAGACUUAAUUCUCCACAACAUGGCAAACGACAACGGUGCCAGCGGCGGAGUCGUAGGCUGGCAGCUAUUCUCCUCCGCCGAUCCCCUAAUGAUGAAUUGCUUCGGCGAUCCAUUUUCAAACUUACGCCCGGAUCCACUUCUCCACCACACCGUCACCGCCCCGGUACCAACGGGGCUUUUCCGAAACCCGGAUUUAUCUCCCACAACGGCUAACAAUUUGGUCAACGGUGGGUUUUGCAGAGGAGUAAGUAAUGGGCUUAUUGGGCCUAGCGAAGAGGAGAUGAACAUGAUGAUGAGUAGUAGUACAACUGGUGUUAGUACUGCUAGGCCUAGUUGCAAUAUCUUCUCUAGAAUUCUUCAGAUUAAUCCAACUACUCCAAAUAGUUGUACUAAUACUACUUCUACUACAACAAACAAUAUUACUGGUGCUGUUAAUAUUAGUACAUCAAAGUUGGCUUGUACUAAUAAUACAACAACGGCUACAAAUAGUAAUAAUACGACGUCGUCUUCUCAGGGUGUUGGAGAUUCGCCUUCUCCGCCAUCUAUGGCUGUGGGUUCGCCGAGGGGAUUAAUUAAUGUGAACAGCUCACAGUUGCAAGCUGGUGGUAGUUGCUUGCUUGACAACAGUACUACUGCUACUACCGGUGGCCUUCAGAUCUCAUCUCCACGGAACCCGGGCAUCAAGAGAAGAAAGAGUCAAGCAAAGAAGGUUGUGUGUAUUCCAGCACCAGCAGCUGCAAACAGCAGAGCCACUGGAGAAGUAGUUCCUUCUGAUCUUUGGGCAUGGAGAAAGUACGGUCAAAAACCCAUUAAAGGUUCUCCUUAUCCAAGGGGCUACUAUAGAUGCAGCAGUUCAAAGGGUUGUUCGGCAAGGAAACAAGUAGAGAGGAGUAGAACUGAUCCAAACAUGUUAGUGAUAACCUACACUUCCGAACACAACCAUCCAUGGCCAACUCAAAGAAAUGCUCUAGCAGGGUCAACACGUUCUCAACCAUCAAAGAACACCCCAAAUUCUAUUAAGACUACUUCUAGCUCGAGCCCAUUAUUAAUGAGCUCAUCUCAUCAUCAGCUUCAAAAGAGUGGUACCACUAGUCCAAAGGAAGAUUCUACUAUGAUGAUGAUUCAUAGCCAAAACGACAACAGCAUCAGUUGUGGUGCAGGUGGUGGAAGUACUAGUUCGACGACAAGUGCUUCAGUGAAAGUAGAAGAGAAUGUUGAUCAUGAUGAGAAUAUUGAUGAGAAGAAUAAUGAUCAUGAUCAAGUGGAUGAUAGUUCAUGUGAUCAUGAUCAUGAUAACGGUGUAGAAGCUGUGGGUGGGCUAUUUCCUUAUAGGCCAACCAUGCCUGGACCAAACCUUACAUCGUCGGCUGUUGAUCAGGAUUUCUUUGCUGAUUUAGGAGAGAUUGAAGCUGACCCUUUAAACCUUUUGUUUAGUCAAAGCUUUAACUCGGCUGAUCAUCAUGAUCAUACACAUAAGGGCAUGUUAAUAAGCAAGGGUUUGGACCCUUUUAACCUGUUUGACUGGUCAGCAGGUAGUACUGGUGGCGGUGGUGAUGAUCAUAAUAAUAUUGGUGCUGAUAAUAACAAUAACAACAACAAAUAAAACAACAAGAAGAAAGAGUAGUGAUCAUAAAAAUAAUAUAUACUACACUUUACUACUCUUGUCUCUCUUGAGCUAGUUUGUGGAGUCUUUUUUUUUUAUUUUCUCUUAUAUUAAUAUAGCAAGGUCAUUUGGAUUGAGCUUUUUCUUUUUUCUUUCUUUUGGAAUAUCUUAGGAAGUUAGAGAUUUUUUAUUUCUUUCUACCCCUUUUCUUAAUUUAUGUUUUUUUUUUUUUUGUUCCUUACUUUCUUGUUAUGGGUCAGAAGAAGAGUCAGUAAAAAAAUGAGAUAAAAAAAAUGAGAGAAAGAAAGAAAAGAGUGGUGAUUUGAUUGGAAAAAGAGAGAGAGAGGGCAAUGAGAGUAGUCCCUACAUUCCUUUUGGAAUAUUGGUGGAUGGGACAGAAAGCUGAGGAACAGAAGGUUGCAACAGUGAAAAGAAGUACAUCCAUCACAGACAUGACUAGAAAGCUCAGAGUGAGAUUGAUCGAUAUAUAAUAUUUUCAAUAUUUUUAUAGAAGAGAUGGGACUUCCCUUUCAAUUUUCUUUUUUUUUUUCUUUUUGAUGAAGAAGUGGGAAAAAUUAUUCGAGUUUUCAGGAAGGAAGGACCCCAAUAAUCUUUUUCUUUGGUUUGUUUUGGUUGGUGUUUCUAAUUAAGCACUCUCCAAAAAAAAAAAAAAACUGUAAGAAAGAAAGAUGACAAAAGAAUAUAGUAAAAGAUUACUAAAAA
Molecule: messenger RNA, 3246 nt
Organism: Cannabis sativa
Lineage: Eukaryota; Viridiplantae; Streptophyta; Magnoliopsida; Rosales; Cannabaceae
Product: probable WRKY transcription factor 14
Exons: 3
Coding region: 676-2523 (615 amino acids)
Biological process (GO): regulation of DNA-templated transcription
Cellular component (GO): nucleus
Molecular function (GO): transcription cis-regulatory region binding; DNA-binding transcription factor activity
Source: RefSeq, a predicted model, not a curated record